AUGGAAUUAGAAUUUCAAAGAAGUUCAAAAUAAUCCCCUUUUUAAAGUUCUAAAGAAAAAUAAAAAUAAAGUAACCAUGUUUCGGCGUAAGGAUAAAAAAACACACCUUGUAAUAAGAGUGCAAUAUUUGCUUUUAAAGAUUAGAAAAUAAAAUUUAGAUUUCCUCUAGUUGAUGAAAAAAUUAGUGAUUUUAAAUUAUUGCAACAAGAAACAUUGGAUGUCCAUCCAUAAAUUAAACAUGCUUAGAAACAAAAAUAACAUUCAAAUAAGUCCAUAAAGAUGGAAGAAGAAAAUAAAGAGAACGUAAAUGAAAUCCUUUUAGAGUCCCCUUUUUAUGAAGUAAAUAAAAUUGAUACAUUCCAACAAUUCAAUCAAAAUUACUAAGAAAAAUUGCAUGAACAAUGA
Messenger RNA from Paramecium octaurelia, 405 nucleotides. The record is from the annotation of a GenBank genome assembly. NCBI's taxonomy places the organism in Eukaryota, Ciliophora, Oligohymenophorea, Peniculida, Parameciidae.